Mycena citricolor is the source of this 2854-nucleotide messenger RNA. Lineage: Eukaryota; Fungi; Basidiomycota; Agaricomycetes; Agaricales; Mycenaceae. The record is from the annotation of a GenBank genome assembly.
UUAAAGUUUUGUUGUUUUUGCCCCCAACGGUCUUCUAGACGUUCCACGAUGAACUGCGCACAAGACGCAGAUCUGAAACCGAAUAUCCUCGCUACGAGUGAUUCUGCAUCAUGCACAGGCUGGCCGUCAGACACGUCCGAAGCACCAAAGCGCAAGCGCGAGGUCACAGAGGAUGGAUCCAAAGACAGCCACAAGAAGGUGAAACACGAGAUGCGCGAAGAGCGCGAAGAGCGGCGACGGGUGUGGUUCUACAGCCACCGCGACGAGUAUCUUCCUUUGCUGCCGCCGAACCCACACGCGCAAUCGUACUUCAGCAAACUGCAGCAGGAGAUGGGAAGUAAACGCGUCGUCGCGCCGCAGAUACGCCAGUUCGACACCCAGCCUGUUCCGGUCGAGGGCGGGCAGAUGAAGGCGUACCAGCUCAGAGGCUUGUCGUUCUUAGCGCACAUGUAUGAGAAUGGUGCGUCAAUUGUAUUUUGGGAGAUGAGCAGAAUGGGCCUCGGCAAGACCUUGCAAACGCUUUCCCUUUUCGCGCACAUCAAGCAGUCGUCAGCCACGCUUCUGACCCAUCUCAUCAUAUGUCCGCUGUCCGUCGUCGCGUCCUGGGAGUCGGAGUGCAAGCGCUGGGUUCCGUCGAUGAACGCAGUGCUCAUUCACGGAUCCUCCGAGGAACGCCAACGGCGGCGAGUGCUGCUCCGUACCGACCCGGCCGAUAUCGUGAUUACGACAUACGAGACGGCAUGUUCCUCAGAGAUGAAGUGGCUCAAGACCCAAGGCUGGGCCUGCGUGGUUUUGGACGAAGGCCAUCGCAUCAAGAACUCGGAGACAGAGGUAGCGGCGAGUGUGUCUGGGAUCGGAAGCAUGUGGCGAUUGAUCUUGACCGGCACGCCUAUCCAAAACAACCUUCUGGAGCUCUGGGGUCUGCUGCACUGGCUGUACCCAACGAUAUUCACGAUCACGACGCGUCAGCGAUUCAUCGACUCGUUCGAUUUGCAGCACGGAAAAUACGCGCUGCCGUUCAUCGACGCUGUCCGCCGCCUAUUAGAAAUCAUUCAGUUGCGUCGGACGAAAGGGUCAUUGACGAAUACGGGGGAACUUGCCGGUGUUCCGCCCAGAGAGGAACAUACCGUGUUUCUGCCCUUCACCGAAGCACAGCGGUUUUGGACGUACCGGCUUCUCACCCGCCUCGACCAGAUUGAUCUGACGACGCUGUUUCCGGCAAUGAAAGAGAACAUCCCGGAUGAAGGGCGCAGCCAGGUGUUGCACGAUUUGAGGGAGCGGGCAAAGGGGUCGCAGGUCAACCAAUGGAAGAAGUUUUCCAUCCUGCUGAUGCAAUUGCGCCGGAUCUGCGACCAUCCGUAUAUGCUCUCUGACGCGAUGCCUGAAACUUACGACAUCAGAGAGCACAUCGUUGCUGCAUCUUCAAAGCUCAUCUUUAUCGACAAGAUUCUCAAGCGUGCCUUUGCUAACGAUGAGCGAGCUCUGAUAUUCUCGCAAUGGACGGACAUGCUGGACUUGCUGGAAGACUUUAUGACCUUGCGAGGCAUCCAGUAUCUCCGCCUCGACGGCUCCACGCCUCGUGCAAAGCGUAGCUUGGUGAUUGACCUGUUUCAGAGAGAGGGCUCCCAAUUCAAGGUGUUCCUCAUCUCAACCAAGGCUGGCGGGCUGGGUAUCAAUCUGACCAAAGCCACGGUGUGCAUCAUGUGCGACUCUGACUGGAAUCCGCAGAGCGACCUACAAGCCAUCGCGCGGUGUCAUCGAAUUGGACAAACCAAGGUCGUGAAGGUCUACCGUCUGAUAUGCCGCGCCAGCGUGGAAGACCAGAUGCUCGAUCGUCUGCGCCGGAAGAUGUUUCUCGCUGCGAAGAUCAUGGGCGGAGAAUCAGGCGAUGAUGACAGCAAACGGGGACCGGGGGGAAGCGAAUUGCUGUCCAUUCUCAGGCGCGGGAGCAGUGCCCUGACGAGGACAGAUGAUGGAAUGGACCUGGAGCGGUUCCGCGAAGCCACGGUCGAAGAGAUUAUCGAAGCGUCACAUGUCCGAGCCCAGGUCAGCGACGCGCGGGUCAAGAAAGACCUGAAGAUGGAACUCGAGGAGGAAGAGGAGGGUUUGUUGCAGGGCGUCGAAGACGAAGAACGCGAGCUGCUGAGCGGAGUGGCCAGAGUGCAGAGUUACCUCUUCGAGGGUUCACUCCUCUCUCGCACCAAGGAGAUGCAGGAUCAACCGGUGGAGAUGGCUGCGAAGCGCCAGCACACAAGCAAACUCGUGACCUUCGGAGGAAUGUCUUUUGUUCUAGACGACGCGACCAUCGAGACUGUCAACGGCACAGCCGAGCCAGCCGUAGGCAAGAAGGAAGCGGGCUCCAAGUUCGACUCGGAAGAUUGGUGCAUUAACUGCCGCGACGGCGGGGAGCUAUUUAUGUGCAACUGUUGCCCGAGAGUCUUUCACAGAAACUGCCACCCUACACUUUCUGGCGCGGCCGUCAAGAAAGCGACCGCCCUUGUCUGUGGCCAGCAUGUGUGUCGCCACUGUCAGCGGAACACAACCGCUGCUGGGGGCUUGUUGCUGCGCUGCCAGACUUGCCCGUUUGCUUACUGCAUAGAUUGCAUCUCGUUGGAUGAUGUUGAGCUUGUGGGAGAUACAAUCCCGGCGUUUGUGCUGUGUCGCUUUGGCGCGAGAGAUAGCGUGUUCUACAUCCGAUGCUCCGACUGCGUUGUCGCGGCGAAAGAAAACCCUGCGUGGGAACAGGAUUGGCAGAAAGAGAUUGAGGAAUCGCGCCGUUCGGUGGCACUAAUGUAAUUUUAUCUUCCUAGUUCUAUCCACAUAUACCCUGAAUAGAUCUUAUCUUGCACUUCAC